This is a messenger RNA of Megalobrama amblycephala (Wuchang bream), 1954 nucleotides long. RefSeq names its product C-type lectin domain family 4 member K-like. The record is from RefSeq and is a predicted model, not a curated record. The coding region runs from base 294 to 1703 and encodes 469 amino acids. NCBI's taxonomy places the organism in Eukaryota, Metazoa, Chordata, Actinopteri, Cypriniformes, Xenocyprididae. The transcript is spliced from 5 exons.
UCCCAAAUCUAUUUUAAGAUCGCAAACAUGAAAUUUAGGGAGCAUAUGCAACUAAAAUGGUCGCAAUUUCGAGCCUUGAUGUAACUCGAUUCACUUGAAUAUACAUCACAAAAGGGAAGAAAAGACUUUCACAACUUCUGUUUCAUGUCAAAGGGUGUGAUGUAACGUGUUUUUGUUUUCACACAUUGAUCACAAGUUUGUUUGUCACUGGCUUUCCAAAGAAGACGAGUGCUGACUACAUCUACAACAAACAAGGAACAAGAUCAUUUAAUGUUUGACGGUUAAGAGCAGAAAUGUCUUAUAAUAUUUAUGAAGAGAUCAGGACUGAGUCUGAGGGAAUGAACACAGACAGAAUGGAGAUGAUAGUGGAAAUCUAUGAGAGUGUAGAAUGUAUGAGAGAUCAUGACUUCAGGACAGAGACAAACACACACCAACCACUUCAGCGUACAGGAAGUGAUUGUGUGAAGAUCAGAAGCUCCAGAGCAGCUGCAGUGUGUUUGGUGCUGCUGUGUGUUCUUCUGCUGACUGCAGUCAUAGUGCUGUGUGUCCACAUCCAUACAAAGAGCUCAAACUACACAGCAGAGACACACCAGCUACUAACUAACAUCACCAACCUCACACAAGAGAGCGACCAGCUACUAACUAACAUCACCAACCUCUCAGAAGAGAGAGAUGGGCUGAAAAUAAAGAACGAAUACCUGACCGAUGAGAGGGACCAGCUACUAACUAACAUCACCAACCUCACAGAAGAGAGAGACCAGCUACUAACUAACAUCACCAACCUCUCAGAAGAGAGAGACCAGCUACUAACUAACAUCACCAACCUCUCAGAAGAGAGAGACCAGCUACUAACUAACAUCACCAACCUCUCAGAAGAGAGAGACCAGCUACUAACUAACAUCACCAACCUCUCAGAAGAGAGAGACCAGCUACUAACUAACAUCACCAACCUCUCAGAAGAGAGAGAUCAGCUACUAACUAACAUCACCAACCUCUCAGAAGAGAGAGAUGGGCUGAAAAUAAAGAACGAAUACCUGACCGAUGAGAGCGACCAGCUACUAACUAACAUCACCAACCUCUCAGAAGAGAGAGACCAGCUACUAACUAACAUCACCAACCUCUCAGAAGAGAGAGACCAGCUACUAACCAUGAAUAUCAACCCCUCAGAAGAGAGAGAUGGGCUGAAAAUAAAGAACAAAAAUCUGACCAAUGAGAGAGAUCAGCUACUAAACAAGAACAAGGCCUUGACAAAUCAAAGGAAUGAAUUAACUAAAGAAAGAGACCAGUUCAAUCAGGAGAGAAAUGAACUGUGGAAGAUGCUCAAUGAAAUUGAUGAAUAUAUUUAUCAAUCCAGUCUUUACUUCAUUUCCAUUGAGAAGAAGAACUGGACUGAGAGCAGAAGAUACUGUACAGAGAGAGGAGCAGAUCUGAUCAUCAUAAACAACAGAGAGGAACAAGAGUUUGUUAAAAAGAUAUCUGGUGACGCUAAAGUCUGGAUUGGUCUGACUGACAGUGAUGAGGAGGGCAGAUGGAAAUGGGUUGAUGGCACCAACAUGACCUCUGGGUUCUGGAAUUCUGGAGACCCAAGUGGAUUUAAAAAAGAGAACUGUGCUUUGUUAUAUUCAUCAGCGUGGCAAGAUUAUCCCUGUAAUGAUGCUUUUAAAUGUAUCUGUGAGAAAAAUAAUUUUAAAAUUAGCAAUUAAAUUAAAUAUAUUUUAAUUAUACUCAUAACUACUACAGUAUGUGAAAUGUGUUGUAACUGAGUCAAGUUUCUUAAUAUUCUCAUCAUCAUAGCUGUAAAUAAUGGCAGUUACUACUUGAAUGGAGGGCCAAACCUACAAAAACAAUAAAUAAAUACAUAAAUAAAUAUACAGUUGCAAGAAAAAGUAUGUGAACCACUUGCAGAAUCUGUGAAAAUGAGAAUAAUUUUAACAAAAUACGAGAGAUCAUACAA